Pristis pectinata (smalltooth sawfish) is the source of this 1186-nucleotide messenger RNA. It is a transcript of the gene chmp5b, whose product is annotated as charged multivesicular body protein 5b. NCBI's taxonomy places the organism in Eukaryota, Metazoa, Chordata, Chondrichthyes, Rhinopristiformes, Pristidae. The record is from RefSeq and is a predicted model, not a curated record. Gene Ontology annotation, cellular component: multivesicular body. Gene Ontology annotation, biological process: vesicle budding from membrane; late endosome to vacuole transport via multivesicular body sorting pathway.
AAUCCCGUGUUUUCGCCCCCGCCCACGACCACUGUGACGCGACGCCGCUGGGUCGGGUGGGAUUUUGUUUUGCUUUUGUCCCCAACUCUCAGUCGCCAUGAAUCGGCUGUUCGGACGAGCCAAGCCCAAAGGUCCUCCGCCCAACCUGACGGACUGUAUCGGCAAUGUUGAUGGAAGAGCAGAAUCUAUUGAUAAGAAAAUCGCUAGGCUUGAUGUUGAAUUAGCCAAAUAAGACCAGAUGAAGAAAAUGAGAGAGGGUGCAUCAAAGAAUAUGGUAAAGCAGAAAGCAAUGCGAGUUUUAAAGCAGAAGAGAAUGUACGAGCAACAGAGGGACAACCUGAUGCAGCAGUCAUUUAACAUGGAGCAAGCCAACUAUACCAUUCAGUCAUUGAAAGACACAAAGACUACGGUGGAGGCAAUGAAAACUGGUGUCAAGGAAAUGAAGAAAGCUUACAAACAAGUCAAGAUUGAUCAGAUUGAGAACAUACAAGAUCAAUUAGAAGACAUGAUGGAAGAAGCAAAUGAUGUGCAGGAAGCCUUGAGCCGCAGUUAUGGAACACCAGAAAUUGAUGAGGAUGACCUGGAAGCAGAGCUGGAUGCACUAGGUGAUGAGCUUCUAGCUGAUGACGACUCAUCCUAUUUAGAUGAGGCUGCAUCUGCACCAUCUAUUCCUGAAGGUGUUCCAAGUGACGCAAAAACUAACAAGGAUGGUGUACUAGUGGAUGAAUUCGGCUUGCCACAGAUUCCUGCAACUUAACACAGGUUCUCAAGCAAAUUUGUAAUUGAGAUAUGUUUUUUGUACAUAACUGGCCAUUUCCUAAGAUACUGUUUCGGAAUCAAAAACUUCAUGACCUUCACUGCAUUAUGGAAUGUGGCUUGGAAAACAUCUUAUAUCAUAUUGUGGGCUUCUAAGUUUCUAUUUAAUUCUUUUAAAUAAUGUAAGAAAUAUCAUGUAGAAUUGACCCCUUACAGUCUGUGUACUCUCAGUGAUUAAUUGCACUUGUGUACUAUUUUGCUUGCAAUGGAUACUAAGCAUGAUAAUACAGAAAACUGGUUUGUGGAAAAUAUUGUGUGGGAUCAAAUUUGGCUAACCUGUACUUUAAUAAACAUGCUGCAGAGACAGAUAUUUAAGCUCUGUAAAUCUUUUUUUCUUUUUAUUAUUGCAAUAAAUAAUUAUUUUCGGACA